CGGGCUGCCUGCUGGCGGCGCGGCCUCCGAGCCGCGGGCGGUGGCGCUUCGCGGCGCUCGCGCGGCAGGCGGCCGGAAGAGAGCGAAGGAGCGAGGGAGCGAGGGAGGAGAGGGGGCGCCGAUGACGACGAGAGGGGAGACGGGCGGAGGAGGCGCCUACUCCGAGGCCCUGACAGCCCGUGGGGGGCGACGCCACUGCACCCAGCCUCGGCGCCACAGGGGGGGCACCUGAGCGAACCGGUGCGCUUUUCGCACACCCGGACUGGGAGUGGCCGCACUGCCCCCGGACCGCGCUCCCCGGGGGCCGCCGCAGGACCCCAUGACGCCGACCCCGAGGCGGGCCCACGCUGCUGCCCGCCCGCACCAGCGCCGGGCGCAGGGCGAGCGAUCCCGACGGGGGGGGCGGCAGCAGGCGCCCGAGCAGCCACCCCGAAGCGGCGCCAGCGGCGCGGAUGCCCCACGGCACGGCCUCGGGCGCCGCCGCCCCGCGAGCAGGGCGGGCCCCCUCCCGCAACGAGAGGCAGCGCGGCGGAGGACCGCGGCGAGGAGCCGCAGGCCUCCGCCCAGCAGCGCCACCGAGGCGGCGGGCAGAGGUCGUCUGGCAUGAGCCCAGCAGCCGCCCUUGCCGAACUGCCGAGGGUGGGUGGCCGCCCAGGCGUCUUCCUUGUUGAACGCGCCGAGGACGGGCGGGCUCCGCGCAGGCGGACGCCGCAGCCACCACCGCCACAGCGAGGUGUGCUGUCGGGCUGA
Messenger RNA from Prorocentrum cordatum, 750 nucleotides. The record is from the annotation of a GenBank genome assembly. NCBI's taxonomy places the organism in Eukaryota, Dinophyceae, Prorocentrales, Prorocentraceae.